AUGGCCGCCCAAACAUCCUCGCCUUCGUCCACGCCCAAACCCUCCUCGCCACCACCGGCAUACACCGAGUUUCCUGACCAGUCAUCUCAGCAGCAAUCGUCGACCAUGAGCGCACCUGACCCCGCACCCUUCCCAACUCAUGCAGGAUACGGUCCAACACCUAUCGCACAGCAAACACAGCUGUUACCGUACUAUGACCCUCGCUCACCGCAUGCUCUGGCGGAGGCCGGAGUCCGGGCUCGCAGGCGGUUCAUCGGUGCCAUGCUUUGGGCGGUGGCGAUCGUGCUUUUGGCGAGCUCUAUCACUGGCUACACGCGUUUCCUGUCUUCCGCUGUCCGUGUCGCCGCCCUGGCUGUUGAUGUUCUGAACCCGUCUUUUCCCCGCUCUGCUCUGUUGCCGCCUCCUAUAUCUUCCGAGUUCUCUAAGAGUACCAUACUGUUGUCUCAAUUGCCCACCCUGGAGUCGUCUGUACCAACCCACCGACUGUCCCCCUUUCCCUCCGCCGUGGCUUCUCAACCUUUUGGUGAGGAGUACAUCAACCGCUCCCUCCUAGACAGCGUCGACGCACAGGCAGACGCUGAGCCCAUAUCCUCGUCUGACUCCGAAGUCCCCGGAUCGUCUGCGAACGCUUUCGGCUCCCUGUCCACCACUUCUUCAAUGUCCAUAGGAUCGCCCCCUGUGCCAUUCCACAUGACGAUGCAAUCACAACAGCAGCACCCUCGUCCAGAUUCCCCUAACAAUAUGCUUCCCAAUCAUCUCAAGUCUCCCACUCACCUAGUCGACCCGUACAGCGCGGGCCCGCAAAACACAAAUACCAACCACUCGAUGUAUAACAGCAUGAACAAUAUUCAUAUCCCUACAUCCGAAUACGCCUCGCUAUCGUCGACCGAGCCGGAGGCUCUUAAUCUGAAUUCGAAGCUCAACGGCUUCAACUCGGUGCCGUUCCGGACUUCCACGUCGUUCAACCCCUUCCCUGGUCGUCCGCGCAACGGCGCUGUACCGUUUCGCGAUGCUUCAGCAGCCUUUAACACCUUCCCUCCGCCUUCAUCUGAAAUGUACGGCGGUCAAAAUCUGCAGCCCCCGCAGUCACCGCCGUCUUAUGGCCACGAUGGGCUCCACCAUCCGGGUCGUGCCCACGAUUUCGCCGGUGUGGGACCUACCACAUCCGUCCCAAACGGUUUGCACCAGGUUGGCCAAUCCUUCAUCGAUCCCAUGCGCCGGAGCAUGGAGCUUUUGCAAUCGCAAGUCAAUCAGCAGGCUCCGAUGACAGGCGGAAUGGCGCUGCAUCAGCCUGGGCCACAGCAAUCGUUCCAAGGACCAUUCGCAAAUGGGAACCCGCACACCCUCUCACAUGCCCAUCCCAGUGCACUGCCCCCGCAGACGCAGUUUGGACCCUCUAUGACUGCAACUUCUGCCGGGUCUGGACCAGGUGCCAACGGUCAGGGAAGCACUCUCACGGGCACCUCCAGCAUGAACCAUGUGAACGGCGGCUCGCAGAACCAGCAGCAGGAAGAGAUCUCGACUAUCUUUGUCGUCGGCUUCCCAGAAGAUAUGCAGGAGCGAGAAUUUCAGAACAUGUUCACCUUCUCGUCAGGGUUCGAAGCGGCGACGCUCAAGAUACCGAACAAAGAGUAUACCGCAUACGGUUCGACGGGCGCCUCGGGUACGAAUUCACGUCUCCCAUAUCCUGGCGCGAACGAUCCGUACAAUUUGGUGACGGUGAAUCAAGGCGGUGUUGUUGUGGACGGUGGACGCGAUGGCCCAACCACCUCGUGGCCUGCUGCGCCGAUGCAGAAUGAUGAGAGCCACUUCAUUCCAUCCAAUCUUCCCGCGCAGCCGCCUCGCAAGCAGAUCAUUGGCUUCGCGAAGUUCCGUACGCGCCAGGAGGCGCUUGAGGCACGUGACAUCCUCCAAGGCCGUCGUGUCGACGUCGAGCGCGGGUCGGUGCUCAAGGCUGAGAUGGCGAAGAAGAACCUCCAUACGAAGCGUGGCCCUGGUGUACCCCCCGGCAUGCCUCUGAACUCACUCAUGAAUGGCGCAGGUGGCAACGUGACCGAGUCAUUAGCCAGUUAUGCUAGCCUGAAUGGCCUUGCUGGACUUGGCGGUAACACUGGCCCUACAGGGGCUGGUGAACUUCCCCUGGCACAAAGAGAUAGGGAGCUUGGUGCACUUGGUGCUAUGGGUAUAGUCGGUCUCGGCCCACGCAGGGAUCGGCUGAUAGACGGAAACGGAAGGGUUGAGGAGGACCGGCGGCGCACGGAUCCCAGCACUGGGAGUGCCAUGUUGACGUUCUCUCAGCGCGGCGCCCGUGAGCGCGCGGAAGAGGACGAACGGGAGCAGGAGCGAGAGCGGAAGCGCAAGGAGAAGGAGGUGGCCCGACUACGCCAAAACUCGUUUGCAUUCGAGGCGUUCCAUUCGGUUCCCCAGCAGAUGGUGCGGCAGGGUGCGAACUCUCUCCUCUCUGCAGAGAAUGGCGUGCUUCCUCCGGGUGCGCUUCAACACGUGCCGAUGGGACUGUCGUCGCCACCGGCGUUGCACAAGACGCCGUCGCAGAACGAGGGCAUGCACGGCUUGAGUCAGAGUCCGUGGGGUAAUUUGCGGGACGUAGGGGCUAGUGCCGCUUUGAGGAAGAUGUCUGCCCCCGUGCUGUCAUCCACUCUACCGCCUCGCCCCGUGUCCCCGCCGCAGCAAUCGCCUCCGGGCAAUUUCGACAUUCCUUCUGGUCUGUCUUCCGGUCCCCUGUCGGCGACGUCGCAGAAUGGCUCCGGGCUUCCAGGUAACAGGAGUGCACCUUUCUCGCCACAGUCCAACACGUCUUCUCUGCCGAGCCAUCCGUCGCUACCUACGCGUCCGCGACCGUAUUCACCGAGUAACGAACAGCAGCAGCUACAACAACAGCCUGCUGGUGUGCUGCAGCCACUGACGAGCCCAUCUUCCCUACCCGCUUCCAGCGCAUCGAGUGUCAGUGGAUCGCAGAGCGGGGCCGAUGAGGAGCUUUCGCGGUCUGUCGCCGUUCUCGCGGUGAGUACUGAUCAAGGGACAACAUCGCCACAGCUGCCAUCACCGGCGUCGGGCGCGAGCUCAGGAACAGGCAGAGCUUCAGGGGACCAGAACCCACCCAUCAACACGUUGUACGUUGGGAACCUGCCUACGUCGCCCACUCCUAGUGGCUUGCCUCUCACGUAUCUCGAGGACCGCUUGAGAGAUCUGUUCUCGAAGCGACCCGGAUAUCGGAAGCUCUGCUUCAGGCAAAAGAGUAAUGGACCGAUGUGCUUCGUGGAGUUUGAGGAUGUCAACUAUGCGACGAAAGCCCUCAACGAGUUGUCGGGUAACACGCUCAGCGGCCUGGUCAAGGGUGGAGGCAUUCGCCUCUCCUACAGCAAGAAUCCCCUCGGUGUCCGUACGCCCACCAGCGGGAAGGAUGCGAGCAUGCAGCAACAACAGCAAAGUCACGCGUUGGGCCAGGCAUUUGCGGACCCGUACACGCCCAGGUUCAACGACCUCGAAGUAGGUCGUGGGCGCCGAGACACAACGGGGAUGACAUCGCCGACCUCCUCUUAUCAUUAUACAACGUCCCCUCCUCCGCCUCGCUUUAUCUCGCCGCCGCCUACAGGCUCCUUCUCGGCAUCGCUCGCAGGCCCUACGGCGUUCCCUCGAGCUAACCCGCAGGCUUAUGGACUGACCAACACCGGCGGCGGCGGCAGCAGCACCACGUUUUCUCCUUUCGGCAUUCCUCCAUCGCAUUCGAUGAUACCCGAUCAGCCAAACGCUGACGCCAACAACGACCCCCUCUCGCAAAGCUUGUCCUCAACUCCAUCACCGAACAUAGAGGCCAGCCGCGCAGGUUGAUGGCCACAUGCUGCAUCUCCUAACUAUGUGCAAUCCUCCCUAUCUCCCAAGUGCAUAUUUACCCAGGCUACACUUGACUGUCCGGACGUUUAACUUCUUAUUCGUACAUUCUCGCAGCAAUUCUUUGCAAUCGCCUGGGCUCCACACGCAGACCCUGUCCUACAGAAUUAUUUGUUCUAAUGCUCCUUUCAGUCUGUUUUCGCCGCACCGUCCGUCUGCUUCCCCGAUCCCUUUUACCAUAGCAUUGAUUCCACUGCUCUUGCAUAGCUUGCAUUUAUGCUGUUUGGCUAGUCUCCAUCAGGGUCUACUGUGCUGGUUGUUCUCCCUACACGAUAUGUAUUCUACUCAGUAUUUAGCAAAACAGUUCCUGGCAAC
Messenger RNA from Postia placenta MAD-698-R-SB12, 4224 nucleotides. RefSeq lists its product as hypothetical. The transcript has 5 exons. NCBI's taxonomy places the organism in Eukaryota, Fungi, Basidiomycota, Agaricomycetes, Polyporales, Adustoporiaceae. The record is from RefSeq and is a predicted model, not a curated record. Bases 1 to 3849 code for a protein of 1282 amino acids. Gene Ontology annotation, molecular function: mRNA binding.